Didymodactylos carnosus is the source of this 458-nucleotide messenger RNA. NCBI's taxonomy places the organism in Eukaryota, Metazoa, Rotifera, Eurotatoria, Philodinida, Philodinidae. The record is from the annotation of a GenBank genome assembly.
ACAAGAUACAACAUACCAUUACAAGGUAAAAUAUUUAUAAUUGUUCAUAUGUAGAAUAACUAUCUUAAAAUUUGUGUUAAGGUUGUUGGAUUGAAUCUGCAUUAAUGCGUUUACUGCUAUUUGGCGUUCCAUUAGCCAUCAUUCUAAUUAUUAAUUUUAUAUUUUAUGCACUAACAGUGAGAAAUAUUCGUCGUAAUUUAAAAAAGGUGCGAGUACAAGUACAACGAAAAUUCAAAAAUAAAAAACAAAUUGUACCCGGUGAACAUGAUGUUAAGAUCUAUACUCGCAUGAUGGCUAUUACUGGAUUCGGUUGGACAAUCGGAUUUAUAAAUUGGGCCCUACCCGAUAAUCAAAAAGGUUUUAUUGACAUGUUAUCAGUCAUAUUUCAAUAUUUGUAUAUCUUGUUAAAUGCGACAACGGGUAUAUUUAUAUUUGCCGUAUUCACAACAACAAGAUAA